Messenger RNA from Limanda limanda (common dab), 1701 nucleotides. RefSeq names its product NLR family CARD domain-containing protein 3-like. The transcript is spliced from 2 exons. Lineage: Eukaryota; Metazoa; Chordata; Actinopteri; Pleuronectiformes; Pleuronectidae. The record is from RefSeq and is a predicted model, not a curated record. The annotation marks the transcript as partial.
AUGUCCAGAGCAGUACCAGGCCUCACCAGCAGGCUGUGCACCGCUGGAGCUGGAACCCUGAGGACGAUGGUCCAUGCAGCAGGUCCUGGACUCACCGAAAUCCCAGCGGUGGCGUCCCUCAUCGGGCAGAGGUCCAGGCGACAGGUAGAAAACUUUGUGAACGAGUGGAUUAAAAGACUCGCAGACGAGGAGGUGAAGAUGCUGAGGGAACACUCUGCUGGAACGGAAACCCCUGAUGACAGCGACCCCUUUCCGGAGUUGGGUUUAGAGAACCAAGAUGUGGGUCUGCUGACUGGUCUUUCGUUCAGGGAGCUGAACCUGGUGAAGGACCAGCAGCACAGUCUCCUCACGCUGCUCCGUGUUUUCCAUCCAGCGUUACAGAAGCUCACGGCAGAGACGCUCGCUGUCUGUAAACCUUUGUUCAUCUUUGACGGCCUGGAUGAAAGCAGACCUUCUCUGGACUUCAACCACAGGGAGCUUGUGUCUGAGGUCACACAGAGGUCAUCAGUCAACGUGCUGCUGACAAACCUCAUCCGGGGGAAUCUGCUUCCCUCGGCUCUCGUCUGGAUAACCUCCAGACCUGCGGCGGCCAAUCAGAUCCCUCCUGCAUGUGUCGACAGGGUCACAGAAGUACGAGGCUUCACUGAGGCCCAGAAGGAGGAGUACUUCAGGAGGAGAUUCAGUGAUGAAGAGCUCUGCAGCAGAAUCAUCUCACACAUCAAGACGUCCAGGAGCCUCCACAUCAUGUGUCAAAUCCCAGUCUUCUGCUGGAUCAGUGCUACAGUUCUGGAGCACAUGUUAACCACAGACCAGAGAGGAGAGCUGCCUAAGACCCUGACUGAGCUGUACUCACACUUCCUGCUGGUUCAGACAAAGAGGAAGAACAACAAGUACGGUGAGGGACAUGAGACGAGUCCACAGCAGCUGACGGAGGCUGACAGGGACGUUCUCCUGAAGCUGGGGAGGCUGGCACUUAAACAUCUGGAGGAAGGAAACAUCAUGUUCUACCAAGAAGACCUGGAGUGGUGUGGUCUUAAUGUCACAGAGGCCUCGGUGUACUCAGGAGUUUGUACUGAGAUCUUCAGAAGAGAGUGUGUGAUCUUCCAGAAAUCAGUCUACUGCUUUGUUCAUCUGAGCGUUCAGGAGUUUCUGGCUGCAGUCUACAUGUUCCACUGUUACACUGAGAGGAACACAGAAGAACUCAAGAACUUCUUGGGAACAUAUGGGGACACAUACAGUACCUUCUCCCUGGAUGACCUCCUGAAGAGAACCAUGGAGAAAUCCCUCACCAGUAGAAAUGGUCAUCUGGACCUGUUUGUUCGCUUCCUUCACGGCCUCAGUCUGGAGUCCAACCAGAGAGUCUUAGGAGGCCUGCUGGGUCGGACAGAGAACAAUCCAGAGAUCAACCAGAGAGUCAUCAACAACCUGAAGGAGAUGGACAAUUAUAACAUCUCUCCUGACAGAAGCAUCAACAUCUUCCACUGCCUGACUGAGAUGAACGACCACUCAGUUCAUCAGCAGAUGCAACAGUUCCUGACGUCAGGGAACAGAUCAAAGGAGGAACUCUCUGGGAUCCACUGCUCAGCUCUGGCCUACAUGCUGCAGAUGUCAGAGGAGGUUCUGGAUGAGUUGGACCUGGAGAAGUUCAAAACAUCAGACCAGGGUCGAUGGAGACUGAUCCCAGCUGUGAGGAACUGCAGG